AUGAGCCCAUUCUACAUUGUUUUUGGGAAGCCUUGUCAUCUUCUAGUUGAAAUCCAAAACAAGGCAUAUUGGGCGGUGAAACAGUGUAAUCCGGAUUUAAAGGGAGCGGGAGUGGAACAUAAGCUCCAAUUGGAGGAGUUAGAAUGUCUUAGUCUAAAAGCAUAUGAAAAUUCUAGGUUUUAUAAGGAAAAAGUCAAGACACUCCAAGACCAGAAUUUUAGGAGGAAGAGCUUUAAGACAGGUGAUGAGGUGCUUGUUUACAACUCAGGGUUAUGGUUAAUACCCAGAAAGUUGAAAUCUAGAUUGGAUGGUCCGUUCAAAGUGGUGGAUGUCAAGCCUUAUCGGGUGGUUGAGGUGGUUCACCCUAUCAAUGGAACUACAUUCAGAAUCAACGGUCAUAGAGUAAAACUUUACCACACACAACCCAAGCAUGCCAAUGAGUUGGAGAUUUUCUUCCUUGGAGAGGUUCCAAAUGCCUAA
Arachis stenosperma is the source of this 480-nucleotide messenger RNA. RefSeq lists its product as uncharacterized. NCBI's taxonomy places the organism in Eukaryota, Viridiplantae, Streptophyta, Magnoliopsida, Fabales, Fabaceae. The transcript has a single exon. The record is from RefSeq and is a predicted model, not a curated record. The coding region runs from base 1 to 480 and encodes 159 amino acids.